AUGAAUAUUAUUAACUACCUUUACAAUAAGAGCAAGAGCAUAUACAACCGAAACAUUAAUGCGUACAAUUACAACAACAUAGAGAAUGAAAAUUUAAUAAGUAACUUUGUCGAUAUUAGUAAUGGAUACAGCAACCAUAGCUGCUCGUCCAAGUCGUCCUCGAGGACGUUGAUGCAGGGUGACAGGAAUAAUGUGAGUACGGGUCACAGGAAAAAGGGCAGGGAGGAGCGCUCUCCCGUGGUGAAAAUGAUUGGGCCAGUGGUUAGGUCAUCGGUUAGGUCAGAGGUGGGUAUGACCAGAGCGCAGAGCGAUCGGAUGGACCAAGCGAAGAACAUCGCCAGCAGGGAAGACGACCAGGGGAAGAAAAACCAAAAUUACGAAUUUAAUGUUCACAACAUUGGGUUUGACUCGAAGGUGUAUAAAAACAGAUGCGAUGGAGUCUGUGUCCUCAAUGACAACAUUUACAUUUUCGACAAAAUUAAAAAAUGCAUAUAUUUGUACACCCCAUAUAAUAACGUGUGGUACAUAUUUUUAAACAUAUGUGAAGAAAUGUCUGUGAAUAAAAAUAGCAACUUGGAGUUGACAAAUUUUUAUAUGAAGAACAGACCAGAACAAACUAUCGAAGGAAACUUCCAUCAUCUGAGCAAUAUUUCUUUUAUGAACUACACAGAUGUGGUUUACCUCAAUAAUUGUAUUUUUAUAAUUAGUAGUAAUUGUCAUUUUAUGAAUUUUUGUAAAGUCAAUAUGCUUAAUAUGAAUACCCUCUUUGGGACCAUUGUGGUGGAGUCAGCGCAGAGUAACUUCGCUGAUUUUGCGGAGCUGUUGCGGGGGUUGAGGGGGGAUCAGACGGAGCGGAAUGAGCAGGAACAUGCCAAUGACGAUGAGAUGAACCGCAUGGGGCAGCCCUCCAGUUGGGAUGCAAAGCCCGGCGGAUCCUCUUCCCUGCAGGAAGCGCCAAACAGGCCGAACCAGACGAACACUACCGUUUCAUCUGUGGAGCAAACAAUGUGUAGUGACCAAGCCGGUACCGUGGAGAGUGCACAUAUCCAGAAUGGCCACCGUCGAAGCAACGAUGACGACAGCCAACGUAGCCACCUUGACGAGUACGUCAGUGGAAUUUCCGAAUUUUUCGAAUUUUCCGAACUUUCCGAAUUGUGCGAUUUUUCUGAGCUUUUUCCGAAUGAUGAGAAAAAUCCUUUUAAAAAAAUGAAGAGGCUGAUAAAGGCGCGAGAUUUCUUCUCCAUCUGCAGCGUCAACGAGAGUUGCUACUCUUUGAUUUACCUCUUCGGGGGUAAAGGAAGCACCGUCAAAAGGGCCAAUGAGUAUGUCGAUAUUAUUUACAACGAUUUGUACGUUUACGAUUUUUACCGAAACAGGUGGAUGGAGUUGUACCAGUAUAGGAGUGAUGAAGAUGGGUGUGCCCCUGAGGAGCGGUCAAACCCAGAGCAGGCACGUCAGGACAAUUCUCUUCUACGUACCCACUUAGAUGAGUCCGCCGCGAACAGAAGCGAUAACGGCAACAUUCUUUAUUUUAAACCGGGUGAUACUGCCUCCCCCGUUGGUUUACAAAACGAAAUCGCGCUUGAAAACGACACCAGAAACGCAGAAGAAUGUUUUAACGACAGUUUUUUUCUACUAACGUCGAAUGAUGCGUUUAGCAAUGAUAACACGACUCAGUCGAGUAAGGUUAAGAUGGAUGGAGGAGCGAUAAAUCAGGACAGUCUGCGCCGCAAUGUAGACACGGUGGAUAGUAUAGCUACCGUUGCUACGUCCACUGCGGAGAGGCAUAGUAAUUCGUUUGGCCACGCGAAGGGGGAAUCUUGGGAUAGGCAUCCGAUCAGUGGGGACCAAAGGGAAGUUCCAAAGAAGGGGGGGGAAGAGGCGGACGACACUUGUUCAGAUUUGUACAGCCUCAUUUUUGACACUUGUGAAGAAGCCACGGGUGGAAAAGCUAAAAAUGCAAAGUGUGCAGGUAUGCACGGUGAAAGUACUCCCGUGGAGAGCCCCCAACAGACACGCACUAACAUCUACCAUGAGCGUAAUGACCCACCCUGUAAAGACUGCCUGCAGGGGAAGAAGUGCAAAUAUAUCUGUAACCUUAUAGCGAACGGAGUGAAGAUACGAAGAAUCCCCUGGCUUGGAAAAAGAGCAGGGCAUUCCUGCGUGUAUUAUAAAAAUAAUCUGUACAUAUUUGGAGGCAUCAGUUACUACAGCUUUAAUAGGAACAAAAUAAACCUCAAAUUUUGCGACAAUUUAUUCCUUUACAAUAUUGAGUCUAAUAGAUGCUUUGAAAUUAUGGCAAAAGGAAGCAUACCAGAGAAGAGGUACCGACAUGGGUGCGUCAUCAUUAAUGACUAUAUGUUCGUAAUUGGUGGAGAGUGCAAGAGUUCCUCUUUACCAAAGAACGAUUUAUUUUUUUACGAUUUUAAAACGUCUGUGUGGACAGAAGUUGUUAUUAACACCAAGGUGGGUUCCCACUCGUUAUACAAAACAGUAUGGUUAGAGAAUUUCGGGUCGAUAUAUAUGUUUGGCUCGUCCAUUCUGCGCCUCACGAAGAAGAACUUCCAGUACACCCCGUCGUAUAAGAAUAACCAGAAGAGGCUGGAGAACCGGCGCUUCUGA
Molecule: messenger RNA, 2622 nt
Organism: Plasmodium coatneyi
Lineage: Eukaryota; Apicomplexa; Aconoidasida; Haemosporida; Plasmodiidae
Product: CCAAT-box DNA binding protein
Exons: 1
Coding region: 1-2622 (873 amino acids)
Molecular function (GO): protein binding
Source: RefSeq, a predicted model, not a curated record